Molecule: messenger RNA, 1218 nt
Organism: Trichoplusia ni (cabbage looper)
Lineage: Eukaryota; Metazoa; Arthropoda; Insecta; Lepidoptera; Noctuidae
Product: zinc finger protein 85-like
Exons: 2
Coding region: 43-1185 (380 amino acids)
Biological process (GO): regulation of transcription by RNA polymerase II
Cellular component (GO): nucleus
Molecular function (GO): DNA-binding transcription factor activity, RNA polymerase II-specific; RNA polymerase II transcription regulatory region sequence-specific DNA binding
Source: RefSeq, a predicted model, not a curated record
AUAAGAAUUAAAGUCAUUUUUACAACAUUUUAGAGUAUUUAAAUGUUGGUAAAAAGUCGGGCGAUCCCGCUUGAUCUGCGGCUCGUCGAACUCAAACUUAAAUGGAGACCGAAACGCAAGUACAAUGAUCACAGGGAUAAUGCCGCCAUUAUCUUAGAGUCCUCCAACGUUUGCCCAUUCCGUUGGAAACGAGGUUCUUUCACUUGUGCCUACUGCCCACAGUCCUUCGGCGACUUCUGUGGUGUCAAAAACCACGUUAUUGAACACCCGAAUAGGAUCGAAGCGAUGCGUUUCGCACGAACCCUCGCGAAUAUAAAAGUUGAAGUCACUGAUCUUAGAUGCGAAUUGUGCCUUACCAACUGCAAAGAUAUAGAUUCUCUUUGCGAACAUUUAAUUUCUAAUCAUAAUAAACUUAUAAUAAAAGAACACGGGUUAGGUGUUACCCCGUUUAAUUUGUCCGGCAAAGAGUACCAGUGUACUCACUGCGAUGAAACUUUUGAAUUAUUCUCGAAAUUAAAUACUCAUUUGAACACGCACUAUCCGAACACGAUUUGCUUUUUAUGCGGCAAAGCUUUCUCCACGAUCCAUAGAUUAAGAGCACACUUAGUGAUCCACGAUUCGGCUGAAUCAGUUCAUUACAAGUGUACUAAAUGCGACCAGGUCUUCCCCACAAGAGUUUUAAGGAACAGUCACAUAGCUUUAACACACGGUCCGGAAUAUAGAUACAGAUGUCCAUAUUGCAAAGAAAGCUUUAAAAAUUACUCAGAUCGGGGCAAACAUUUAAAGCAGUCACACGAUAAAAAGAUUGAGUAUCCCUGCAAACUUUGCCCAGCUGUUUUUGCCAUGUGUAACCAAAGAACGAAGCAUAUAAAACAAGUGCACAUACGAUUAAAGUCGUUUUCUUGCGAUUUCUGCGCGUACAAAUUUGUAACUGCGGCUCAGUUGCGAAAUCACAUUGUUAAACACGUCGGGGAAAGGAAGUUUCAAUGUCAGGUGUGUAAAAAAGCGUACGCUAGGGCGAAAACUUUGCGGGAACAUAUGCGAAUACAUAAUAAUGAUAAACGUUUUGUCUGUCAGUAUUGCAAUAAUGCAUACGUCCAGAAAUGUAGUUUGCAAAAUCAUAUGAAGACGCAUCACCCCACGGCUGAGCCGUUGAAGAAGAUUCGGCUCUCGCAAAUGUAUUGAGGUUAUUUAUUCACAAUAAAUAUUUAUUAUUAA